Exophiala oligosperma is the source of this 2014-nucleotide messenger RNA. RefSeq lists its product as uncharacterized. Gene Ontology annotation, molecular function: ubiquitin binding; phosphatidylinositol-3-phosphate binding. Bases 112 to 1935 code for a protein of 607 amino acids. Gene Ontology annotation, cellular component: late endosome membrane; ESCRT II complex. The record is from RefSeq and is a predicted model, not a curated record. The transcript is spliced from 3 exons. Lineage: Eukaryota; Fungi; Ascomycota; Eurotiomycetes; Chaetothyriales; Herpotrichiellaceae. Gene Ontology annotation, biological process: protein transport to vacuole involved in ubiquitin-dependent protein catabolic process via the multivesicular body sorting pathway.
GUUGGACAAUCCCUACAUCAUUCAAUGAUAACGUUGAGCAUACUAGUGUGCAUUCCCAAGGCAACUCGAUAGUCCCGUUAAAGAUGAUACGGAGCCUGAGACGAAUGCCGGAUGUUCCUCAAAAAGCCAGAUCUCACUGCUGGCUCCCGCCCAACGCUUGCCGAUGAUGAAACUUUGCUGGUGGUCCAGGAUGGCGUUGGACUUUAUGAAGGCAAAUACAAGAUUGCUAGCUGCCAGAAAGGCCAUGCCUAUUUGACUUCUCACCGGGCUUGUUACGUCGACGACGCGGAUCCUCGAAGUAACUCGUGGGCUGUCGACCUGAAAGAAGUUGAGAAAUAUGAAUUUCAGGCUGGAUUUCUCAAAUCAUCGGCCAAGAUCACCCUGUUCCCGAAGCCGUUGAAGCGCGGGUUUGGCAGCGGAACCAGAUCCGUUGCGCCUCAACCACUACAAUUCCAGAGGCUGGCAUCGUCAUCUUCGCCAACGUCCAGAUCAACAAGUCCAUUCCGUUCAACGACUGUCUCUACGGCCAUCGAACCUGUUGUGGUGGGCACAUGGGUGUGUCCCAUUUGUUCAUUCUCUAACCCUGUACCCUCGAACUUCGAUCCGACCAUUGCCACGGAGGCUUUCCCAUUGCCACCCUGCCUCGCAUGUGGCAUCAAACCUCCCUUCGCCUUGGUUCUCAAGGCGGCCAUCGCUGCAAACGCAAAACGAGUCCCAGAAAGUGGGAUUCAAGCCUCGGAUAACACCGAGGCGAUCAGAUCAACAGCCACUCACGAUGAUGGCAAUAUCAGCGAUGACAUUACCUGCCCUCGGUGUACAUUUCGCAAUCAUCCUGGUAUGCGAAUAUGCGAACUCUGUUCUGCUCCACUCCCAGUACCAUCCUCGAUACAGCGUGUGGCCUUUACGGAAUCGAUGAAUAGAUCCGAAUCGCCCGGGCCCGAGAUAGCCGGACUGUCUCUGGAGGAAGGGCAGCAUGAGUCGAUAUGUGUAAAGUUCUCAUUCCGCACAGGUGGUGAUAAAGUAUUCUAUGAGCGACUCAAGAACGCCAUGAUCCAGCGCAAGUGGCUCUUGCAAUCCGCGCCACCAAUCCCACACGCCGAGAUUCGGUCCCCAACGCCAACUGAGAGCGCGAGUCCUGCGCCCCUAGCAGGGCCGCGUACAUCCGCUGUUGGGAUUGCUGGCCUCGAACGGCGAGGGUUGGAGACCCGACGAAACAAUGAGACCGUUCUGGGCAAUGCAUUUGGGGAUCUGGAAGCUCUAAUGGCUUCCGCGAAGGACAUUGUUGCCCUUGCCGAGAAGUUUGCAGCAGAAUCGGGAUCAGACUUGGGCCUUGCGGGGACAUCAUCCGACCCUCUGCUCUCACGCUCCGCCGCUGCAUUGGGGAUGGUCACCACCAAGGACAUCCUCGGAGAUAGCUCGAAUACACUGUACAUCUCUGAGCUGGCACGAAACCUUGCAGAAUACGCUACAGAUGAUAGGAGAGGUAUUCUACGCAGCCAAGGAGGUACAAUGAGUCUGGUCGACUUUUGGGCCAUGUUUAACCGAAGUCAGAAUGGACUGGAGCUGGUGAGUCCUUCUGACUUUCAAAAAGCUGCGGAAGCCUGGGAAAGACUCGGACUCCCCGUCAAGAUGCGAAGGUUCAAGAGUGGGCUUUUGGCCGUGCAACGAAGAGAUGCUAGUGACGAAAAGACCAUCAAACAGCUGAGGGAUUGGCUGGACACUCUACGCUCCUCUACGCCGGAAGACGUCCCUACGUGGGAAUGGUCUACGUUUGGAUUCGGCGUGACGGCUCAGCAAGCAGCUGCGAAGUUUGGAUGGAGUCUAGGAGUUGCGGUGGAAGAAUUGGAGAUGGCGGAAGAGAGAGGUGCAUUGUGCCGGGAGGAGGGUGUAGAAGGAUUGAAAUUCUGGCUCAAUUUCCUGGUUCAGGAUGAAUGAAGCGGCGGUACAAUUGUGCAAUUGUUAUGAGACGCAUGACAUACUCUGCGACUAGAUGGUAUACCGAUAUGAAUGCGAC